CGUGCACUGCUCUUACCCUCUUUGAUUUCUACUGCCAGCACUCCAUUAUCGUCCUGUUUCUAUUCUAAAUUCAUGAUUAUCUGGCGAUUAAAGUAGUAUCAGACAUGUUUUUGCAACAGUGCGUCUUGUAAGGAGGACUGACCAUAAGAGCGUAACUUUAUAGCAUCUUGCUCCCAUCAACUUCUCAGUGUUAAACCCGACGCUGUGGCAGAAGGUGCCAAUUACUACACCCCUCUUGUGAAGAAGGAAGACUUUCUCAUCAGUGGCCGUUCCCUGUCUCAACACUCAAUGACAGUCUCCUGUUCUCAAAGCGGGCAAUAUUUUCAUUGCUGUCACCCACAAUCAAAGCCUCAGAGUGACAAUUCCGCAACUCCCAGGUCUAGACCAUCUAAAGCAGUCACAGAAUCAUCAACCUAUCUUGUCCUUUCCCCUUGAUUUUUCUUUCUGGGGGCAGAGACAGUCAACACUGUUAUUGAACUACUCAACUGUGGUGGUGAUUGCUGAUGGACCACCAGAUGAGAUUUUGUGGACCUUGUGUGUGCAGAGCGGUCUGGCUUUUGGCUGCACUGCUCUCGCUCAGGGACACUGGGUCUUGGGGUCUGACCUCUGAUACUGACGCUCUUCAGUCAGGUCCACAAGCAGAUGAGGACUCUAGGGAAACACACCACAGGCAGAAAAGAAGCUGGGUGUGGAAUCAGUUCUUCGUUCUGGAGGAGUACACAGGCAAUGAUCCUCUUUAUGUUGGCAAGCUUCACUCGGAUGUUGACAACGGGGAGGGGAAUGUGAAAUAUGUUCUCUCGGGAGAGGGAGCCUCUUCAAUAUUCACCAUUGACGAGAACACCGGAGACAUUCAUGCGACCAAAAGGCUGGAUCGGGAGGUUCAGGCCUACUACACACUGAGGGCCCAGGCGGUGGACAGCCUGACCAGCCGGCCAGUUGAACCUGAGUCCGAGUUUGUUGUGAAAGUCCAAGACAUCAAUGACAACGAACCCAAGUUCCCUGACGGUCCUUACACAGCUGGUGUGUCUGAGAUGUCUCCUCUUGGUACCCAGGUGGUCCAGGUGACGGCAACGGAUGCAGAUGACCCCACAUAUGGGAACAGUGCCAGGGUCAUCUACAGCAUUAUCGAGGGCCAGCCAUACUUCUCAGUGGAGCCAAAGACAGGCAUUGUGAGGACAGCCCUUCCCAACAUGGACCGUGAGUCCCGGGACCAGUAUCUGUUAGUGAUCCAGGCUAAAGACAUGGUUGGUCAGAUGGGAGGCCUGUCAGGAACCACCUCUGUGACGGUCCUGCUGACAGAUGUGAAUGACAACCCACCGCGCUUCUCACGCAAGUCUUAUCAGUACACUGUGUUGGAAUCUCUGCCUGUGGCUUCCGUGGUGGCCAAGUUGAGGGCAGCAGAUGAUGAUGAGGGCUCCAAUGCUGAAAUGGACUACCGCAUCGUGGAUGGAGACGGCCCCAGCAUGUUCAACAUCACCACAGACGAAGAGACUCAGGAGGGAGUUAUCAUUUUGCAAAAGCCUCUGGACUUUGAAACCAAGAGCAGCUACACCCUCAAAGUGGAAGCCACCAAUCGCUACAUUGACCCUCAGUUUCUGACCUAUGGUCCUUUCAGUGACACAACCAUCAUUAAGCUCAUAGUAGAGGAUAUCAAUGAGCCACCCAUCUUCUCCACACCACUCAGUAAAAUGGUGGUAUCAGAGGCUGCGAAAGUUGGCACCAUAAUCGGGAGCGUCUCAGCUCAUGAUCCAGACGUUACCAACAGUGGUAUCAGGUACUCUAUCGACAGAAACACUGACCUGGAACGCUUCUUCAAUGUGGACGCUGCAACAGGAGUCAUCAGCACGGCAAAACCCCUGGACCGGGAGGUGAACUCCGUCCAUAACAUCACUAUCUUCGCUAUGGAGAGCCAGGACCCGUCACAAGUAGGGAGAGGUGUGGCAGUCAUCACAGUGAUGGACAUCAAUGACAAUGCCCCCAUGUUUGCUAUUGAGUAUGAAACUCUUCUGUGUGAAAAUUCAGCACCGGGGCAGGUCAUCCAGACCAUCAGUGCUGUGGACAAGGACGAGCCACCCAGUGGCCACAGGUUCUACUUCUCCUUGCCUGUCCCUGCCACUAGCAAUCUGAACUUCACCCUUCGGGACAACAAAGAUAACACGGCGUCAGUGCUCACCAAGCGCGGGGGCUUCCGCCGUCGGGAGCAGUCUCUGUACCGCCUCCCGGUUCUGAUUGUGGACAGCGGUACGCCAGCCUUGAGCAGUACCAACACGCUGUCGGUGCAGGUGUGCGACUGUGAUGCGGACGGCGUGCCCCAGGCAUGUGGGGCGGUGGCCUACUCUCUACCGGCCGGUCUCAGCACUGGAGCUCUGCUGGCCAUCUUGGGCUGCAUUCUCACACUACUAGUACUGGUCCUGCUGAUCGUGACGAUGAGGAGAAGGAGGAAGGAGCCACUGAUCCUGGAGGAUGAGAGAGACAUAAGGGAGAACAUCGUCCGAUAUGAUGACGAGGGCGGAGGAGAGGAAGACACAGAGGCCUUCGACAUGGUCGCCCUGCGCAACCUCAACAUCAUUCGAGACCCCAAGACGCGACGCGACGUGACUCCGGACACGCCCACUUUCUUCCAUUACCCGGCCCCUUCCUCAGGCCCUCGGCCUGUCUACAAGACCCUGCCGGACAACCUGCUGUUCCGCGAGUUCAUCUGGGAUCGGCUAAAGGAGGCGGAUGUUGAUCCCUCGGCCCCUCCGUAUGACUCCCUGCAGACGUACGCGUUCGAAGGGAGCGGCUCUGUGGCCGAGUCUCUCAGUUCGCUUGAGUCACUGAGCACAGACUCGGAACAGAACUACGACUAUCUCAGCAGCUGGGGCCCACGCUUCAAGAAGCUCGCCGAUCUUUACGGCAACAUUGAGGCCAAUGGCUUCUUCUCAUAGCCUCACGCUUCACACAUUUGCUUGUUGUUGGUAAUCAGGGUUUUUUGUAAACCCUGCUUUUUGCUGAAAGAGACACACAAUGUUCAUUUAUUGCUUGGUAAAUAAUAGUGAUCUGCAAGCAUGCAGAUAUGGAUGCUGUCAGUGUCUGUCAGUGAGGUGAGGGACUGUUCUAUCAUCAAAGUGAUAUGUUUGUUUACAUCCAUCUUUGGGGUUUUCAAACAGAACAACUUCUGGUGGUAUUUACACAAGAACUUCAAAUAGCGUGUGACUACAAAGAAAACCUUUGAGGAAACCAGCACAUUUGACUUUGGGCCGGUGGCCAACACUUGAACUUGCCUUUGUGGAGCAGUGUGGAUGUACAACUGUGUCAUUGCUUCUCUCUCUUAGUGACACUUGGGCAUAAGCCAGUCAUUUUUGCAUUGACACUCUCCUCCUUUUGCUUUUGCUGUUCUCAAAAACAAACAAAACUUUUCCUGCCCUAAGUGCUCUGUCCACAUUGGUCAAUAUAGAGAUUGCUUGGAGCGAUUUCUUAUGUAUUGGUGUACAGUUUUGUUCCAUUUUUAAAAUCAGUCCUUAUAUCAAAUUGUAAUAUCUUUGACUUGAAAGAACCAACAACAACAUUGGUUCAAUCAUUAGGUGCAAUGCAGCUAAGAACUAAAGUUAGCUAUAGUGAAGACCGUGCCAUUAUGUUGCUUAAAAGGCUGUUCUAUCUCCAGUGUUGUACAUUUGCUCUUUUGGAGAAUUAUGAAAACAGAUCAAAGCUGCUGAGAUUUUGAUGUUAUGAUUUGGCACAGUGAAACAUGAGUGUGAUGUGUGGUGCUUACCUGAAGUUCUGAUUCUCAUUAUUGUCAGUUUCAGUGUCAUGUAACCUUCAGAGAAUUGGACAAUGAGGCAUAAGCCUCACAUGGUAAUCUUCUGUCUCUUUCUCAUUCCUCUGUUCGGGAAAGAUUUGCUGAUUUUACCCUUUACUCUUCAAAUAGACAUUUGACAGAAGAUUCUGAUGUUUUGUUGAACUCAGCAGUAAAUGUGUGACUUAAACGGUUAGUGUUUGCAGUUUUCAGAUAGGAUUGUGAAGGGGAUUCUAAAAUUCUCAUUUUUAAACAGAAUACAAAAGUGUUACUGUGCUUCUCAAGAGGAGCAAAAUCAAGGGCAUCCUUGGAAGUCGUGUGUGGUGGUGAUAAAAAAUACUUAUACAGUAUGGAUGAGAUGACGGAAAUCUCUAUUUUAAAACAAAAUGCCUUUUGAACUGUUGCCAUUGAAC
Alosa sapidissima (American shad) is the source of this 4188-nucleotide messenger RNA. Its product is annotated as cadherin-7-like. Gene Ontology annotation, molecular function: cadherin binding; calcium ion binding. The record is from RefSeq and is a predicted model, not a curated record. Gene Ontology annotation, biological process: cell morphogenesis; homophilic cell-cell adhesion; calcium-dependent cell-cell adhesion. The transcript has 12 exons. Lineage: Eukaryota; Metazoa; Chordata; Actinopteri; Clupeiformes; Clupeidae. Gene Ontology annotation, cellular component: adherens junction; catenin complex; plasma membrane. Bases 504 to 2927 code for a protein of 807 amino acids.